Coregonus sp. 'balchen' is the source of this 1019-nucleotide messenger RNA. The record is from the annotation of a GenBank genome assembly. Lineage: Eukaryota; Metazoa; Chordata; Actinopteri; Salmoniformes; Salmonidae.
AUGACCCAUCUCUCCACCCCCUCAGAGAAUGGAGAGGAAACCGAGAAGGUUCAGAGAAAGGCCAAGCCCAAAUCUCGCCCCAUCAAAACUACAAUAGGGAACAACCAACACCAGCAAAUACUUCCACAAGGCUCCAGUGAAAGAGGAGUCUGCUGAUAUGACUCCUGAGAGUGAUAUCAUCCCUCCUUUUAUAAGAGCUAGGAUAUACAUGUAUACCGUAAAGCCUGGGAAAAAAUAAGAGGAUGAAGACUGGGAGGACGUGUAAAAUGUGAAAGGAAUGAACACUAGUUUUGCUUGCACAAUGUUUGUUUACAUCACAUGUAGGUCUGUGUAGAUUAGUGUUCUCUGUAUGUAAGCCUAUGAUGGCUCUGGUCCUUACUCUGUGUGUGUGGCCAUGUGAUAUUGUUGUCUGUCCUCAGAGCUGGCUGAGCCCUUAGGUCCAGUGGAACCAGUAGAGCCAGCUCUGCCCUCACAGCCUGUGGAGAUAGAGAUUGAGACCCUAGACAUCAUCCGCAAAAGGCAGAAAAGUUGAGAGAUGGUGAAAGAUACCAUGUUAGCACUGGCAGUCCGUGUAUUUGUGUGUACUCCUUUGGAAAAGCAAGUGCUCCAUCCUAGAUAAUACUGUCAGAGACUAGGAUAAUUGGUCAUUUUUCCAAGAUGGAAAUAUGAAUCAAUCAAUCACCAUGACAACUCUGGUAGUAAACCACAUGACUCCAGGGAGAAGAGGAAGGCAGAGUUUGAGACCUAUCUGCGACGCAUGAUGAACCGCUUCAACAAAGAUGUGGUGGAGGACACACACAAGGUGAGCACACACGCACACCCCCCACACACACCCACACACACAAACAUGUAGUGUAAGGACCUCCACAUGGCCUGCCUCACAGACUGUCAUGCUGCGUUCACCUGAUCACAGAAUGGCUGUCAACCAUUUUCCGCAUGUUCUCUUCUCAUCCGAACACUGUAUUCUUACGAUACAGAUGAUUAACAUCUCUCCAAUAGGUCCACCUCGUGUCUUCUAG